AUGGAUGCUUUGAGAAAAAAAAUUCAAGACCUUCAAGAGGAUGUUUUUUCCAAAAGGUACUGACUGAUCAAUCAUUGGUUGUUUCUAUUUUUCUAGAUUGUUCACAGUCCCCUAAUUUUCCAUAAGAUAUUAAGAUAUAUAUCGCCAAGAUCCAGUGCUUUGCGUUUCGAGCUGCCAUCGGUGACACUCGGUACACAUGAAACCAAGUUGGCUGCACGUACAGGUAACUCUCGGUCCUGACGGUCUUACGCGAAAAAACAGGGGACUGUGAACAGUCCGAAUAUACAUUACUAGAUUCCAGCCAUGUACGAACCAGUUGCAAAUAAGUGGGAGGCGGGUUGCUGGUAAAGGGGACGUUGCUGUCAACAUUGGUAUAAUAAUGAUGAUGUUGUUACCAACAAUUACUUUACCCAGGAUGAUGGUUGAGGAACUCACCCGACAAAAGGAGGCGGAAGAAAGACACGUUCUGCUUAAAAACGUACGAAUGGAACUGAUGGCCAAAGUGGAACAGACUGAGCUAAAGUUACAGAGAAAACUACAACACCGUCAAAUGGUGUUGACUGAGUUAAUGUGAGUAUCUUAAAGGGACUGGUUCACGAUAAUGCGCAUGCGCGCCGUUUGUCUCUUCAGAAUAAAUUUGUCGGGUCAACACUAAAUUCGAAAUCGCAAUUACCGGUACAAUCAUUGAAAAUCCUUCGUUUUAUUCGGACAUCCGUCGCUUUGGCUGGUCUAGUUAUUCUUCGGUAGAGGUGAUUAACAUGUGGUUGUGUCGUUUGACUGGUUAAAUAUACGUUUUAAGAAGACGCAAAAAAUACUGUUUUGAUCAUGGAGGUUCAGUCGUGGCCGUCCGGCAUCAGGACGUUCUCAAGAGUCUCUGGAGAUAGAGAAGCUUAGCCUAUCGAUCUGGUAUGGUUCUAGGAGUAGUGUGUGGCAUACGAAAAGAAUACACGACACUUGGAAAGUGGUUAAAGGCGUGAGUUCGUUCAACUUUGAUUUGACAGGGGCACCCAAUGGAUCUGUUCCUCAAAAUAUCUGUUCUUCAUGCAAAUUUUUGCUGGCUGGGAGAUGUGGAAGAAAUAAUAGUCCUUGGAAGGAAAGUGUUGCUGGGAAAAAGAUAAUUGAGGGUGUCAGAGGGGAUUUGGAAGUCUAGAAUAGCUGCUACGGGUUACUUGUAUGGGUUGCUUACCACUCAAGAUCUGAAUUGUGCCCUAUGAAACUUCCCAGUAAGUCAGGUUGCAGGUUGUAAGGUUGCUGGCUGGGAACUCUUCCAUCAGUCUUGCUGGGAGUGAGGAACAGAUAAUUUUUUUCCAGCAAUCUCCCAAAAUGCUUAAAAUAGUCUCAGAAAACUUUAUUCACGCUUUGUUGUUGUUUUUAGGUCUUUUUCUCAAAAUUUCCCGUUGGGUGCCCCUGAUUUGAUUUUUGACUCCGACCUGUAGUUAUACUGCAACAGGCCGCGCGAUCUUCACCGAUCUGGUACACUUGAAAUGUUCCUUGUAUCUUUGCUUUACGAUCGUAUAUGUUUAAGAAUUGAUGUUUUUAAAAUAAAUUAUUGCCUGAAUAUUCUGUUUAUAAUCUAGUUUCUUUAUGUGUGCUACUCGAUAACAUUUGUUUUGCGGAACACUGACCCGAUGCAACGCGAAUGAAGUUGUUCAUUUGCUGAUAAGCAAUUGAAAUUUAUGCUCAAUUAAGGAUUAUCUUUAUACUCAUACGUUGUGUGUUUUUGUCACCGGUCAGGCGCUAUUUGUAGGUAUUUCUGGGUUUAUAUAAGGCGAACUGAGAGAACAGUAAUAAGAUGUUUGUUUACAAAUUUUGUUUGCCGAUCGGUGACUGUUUUAAUAGCGUGGGUACGACCUCGUAGAAAUACACGCUGGUAAAUGUUUGUUUCAAAGCAGGACAGGGCUGUAAAUCUUAUUCUUAUCGGCUGCAACAUAUAUCUGAGGAGUAGCAAAGAAUAAAAUUGAAUUAUGGGGAUAAAUAAAAUCAAACCAAAUGCCCGGAAAUACUCUCGCGUCGCGAACAAUUAAUUUGAAUUUUGUAAAUUUACUUGCGUGCACCUAACUCGCUUCCGAUUGGCUGAAAAACAAUCAGCUAUUAUACUGUCAGAACUCACACAUGCGCAUUAUCGUGAACCAGUCCCUUUAAAGAAUCCUGUUAAGUACAGUACAUGAAGGUCAUUGUCUCACUCAUGGCGUUAAGCGAUUUCCCGGCCCUUGAAAGUUUCUUUUACACUGUUUCAUGAGAUGUGUUAAACUGAGUCAAGUCUUUAAUUAGACGACCUACAGUUUUCUAUCAAGAACUAGGAGUAAAUCACGACGCCCAGCCGAGCGUUUUGAUCAGGGCUUGAUAAAACCGAAUUGAUGGAUAACUGCAAGUUUUAAUUAAUUGUUCGGCUUCAGAUCAAGAACUUUCCUCGAUCGUAGAUCUGUUUACGAGUCUUUGAUUAUUUUCCGGAAAACAUAGGAGCGAAAAGCAAGGUCCUUAAGGUCUCGGUAAAUGAAAAUUUUAGUACAUUGCUCGAUUUUGUUUUUUUUGGAUUUUUGGCAUGAGUGGGUCCUAAAUUUUAAUUUGGCAGAAAAAGAAAAUCAGAAAGUGCUUUUUAACCCUUCUAAAAUGAGCCUUUUCUGAGCUAACCAGCCAAGCGUGGACUUCGCGCUAAAUCUUUAGAGCUGAUUUUCUCUCACUCUAUUUUAGACGCAAAAAUCAAAAUUCUCCGACCUCCAGUCGGGACAGGUUUUAAGCUAUCGCUUUGAAACUUUCAGAUAUGAUGGAUAAUGAUAUAGACUCAAAAAGGGUGUGAGGAAUUUUCCGAUUUCCCUUUGUAACUCAUUUUAUGUCAGUUUCUUUGCGUAAAUCGCGCUCGAGAUUCGACUUUUUAGUUUGAAAUGCAAUAAUUCCGCUAACACGAGACAUCUGCAAAUUUCCUCACACCCUUUUUUAGGUCUUUUAUCUGUCAAUCAGAUGCAAUAAAAAGGAAGUGAAUAUUUAACAACGCGAAAGGGCUCGAGCUUCAGCAGUAAACUCGAUACCUCUGAGUUCGGGAACAAAAAACUUAAGCACCUUUUGAAAUUCGAUAAAAUAAAAUCUUUUAUAAGGUAAUUUAGUCUUUUAGCUUUAAUUUGAUAUGUAACUUGCCUUUGUAGCGAAAAUACUCGCGCGACUAGAAUUUUUUUCUGUGGGCACCUCGUUUUCCUUUACCGAGACCUUAAGUUGUCUUGGUUUUAUCAGAUAGAAAAAAAACCACCAACACGCAAUUAGUUUUCUCUUUUUUUGUUAGUUCUUUAACGCGAGUAAAGUUCUAGAUGGAUAUUUAUGGCAAACCAAAACUACUGUCCUUUCCUUAUUGUUAUUAUUUUUUUUCACAGCAAACUCAGUCUUGGAAGAUUGGUGCAACAAAAGAAACUAGAAGCAGUACAAAGAAAAGCGACAUCCUUCAUGGAGGAACUGUCAAGAAAUGAAAAAAGAGCAAGAGCAUGGAGGGAAAAUCUGCGCCGUGUCGGUUCAGAGAGCAACAUACACACUGCCGUAUUACAGCCGCGACUGGUGUCUUAUGUUGUCUUAACAGUCAUAAAUUAA
Messenger RNA from Porites lobata, 3573 nucleotides. NCBI's taxonomy places the organism in Eukaryota, Metazoa, Cnidaria, Anthozoa, Scleractinia, Poritidae. The record is from the annotation of a GenBank genome assembly.